UCGAACUUAGUUCAAGUUCCAACAUCUAUAGAAUAUAGCAAGGCUUGCCAUUUCUGAUUUCUUACUUCGAUCGAGGCUCAGCUCUUUUUGGAAAAAAAAUACCCAAAUGGCUCAAAUUCGUGAUGAGUAUGGAAACCUAGUGCAGCUCACAGAUGAGCAUGGCAACCCUGUUGAGUUGACAGACGAGCAUGGAAACCCUAUGCACCUCACGGGUGUAGCUACUAGCACGGAAACCGAAACCGGAACAUACACCGGUUCCGGUGUGCAUGUUCCAGGAUCUGGGACCACGGGUGGAUACGAGGAGCAUGGUGGCGCGUUGGGUGCCGCUGGAGUUGCGACCGGGCUUGGAAUGUUUGGUGAUAAACAAACAAAUGAUCAAUCUCAUGGGUAUGAUGGUGGUCUCGGUGAGCACCGACAACAACAGCCCCACUACGGUGGUGUUACUGGUGAAGUCCGCCGUUCUGGCAGCUCAUCAAGCUCUAGCUCUGAGGAGGAUGAUGGGCAAGGUGGGAGAAGGAAGACGAAGGGACUGAAGGAUAAAAUAAAGGAAAAAUUGACUGGUGGGAAGCACAAGGACGACGCUCAGCAGCAAGCACACGGACAUGGACAAGAGCAAGGACAGGCACACACCAUAGCCGUCGGUACCGCCAUCACAACCACAGCGACAACUGAGCCGGAGAAGAGGAGUAUGAUGGAGAAGAUCAAGGACAAGCUUCCUGGUCAUCACAGCCACUAAAUUAUUUAUUAAGAUUAAUUGUGUGUGUUGGUGGUUAAUUAAUUGUGUGCAGUUUGUUG
Molecule: messenger RNA, 795 nt
Organism: Prunus mume (Japanese apricot)
Lineage: Eukaryota; Viridiplantae; Streptophyta; Magnoliopsida; Rosales; Rosaceae
Biological process (GO): cold acclimation; response to abscisic acid; response to water deprivation
Cellular component (GO): cytosol
Source: RefSeq, a predicted model, not a curated record